Molecule: messenger RNA, 2034 nt
Organism: Cicer arietinum (chickpea)
Lineage: Eukaryota; Viridiplantae; Streptophyta; Magnoliopsida; Fabales; Fabaceae
Product: probable serine/threonine-protein kinase PBL22
Biological process (GO): protein phosphorylation
Molecular function (GO): ATP binding; protein kinase activity
Source: RefSeq, a predicted model, not a curated record
UCUACUCAAUUACACUCAUCUUAUGGAAGAAUUUUGGCCGCUUUGUCAUCAUCACUUUUCAACGUUCCGCUGCUUCCCAACGUGCUUAUCUUGGAUGUUAAUGCAAAUAAAAACCCAUGUCUUGCCACCUUCUUUUUGCACUUUUCAUUUUUUCAAUUUUCAUAAACUCUUCUCACCUCGUAUCUCCUGCACCCAACCACACACAAGCAGGUACAUGUGUAUUGGAUUUCAAAGCAUACGAAAAUGAAUAUAUGCAAUUUGUUGAAUGUGGAGAUGUGAAAGAGGAUAUAAGCAAGUGGGGUGCAGACGGUUUCCCAACCACACUAUGCUGCAGAAAUGCUCUCACACUUUUAUCAGAAGCUAUGGCCUCAUCACUCCAUAACUCAUCAGGACAACUCUUCCUUUCUCAACAACAAUUGCUAAACUGCAAAACUUCAUUUCAACCACAACAAGGGAUGUCACUCUCUUCAUGUGGCUUUGAUAACAUUUACUUUGGUAGCUCCAAAUGUUCAAGCUUAGUUUUGUUAGAUGUUCAGGACUUGUCACAGUAUUCAGAUGUUUCCAAAUGCAGCCAUUUCGACCAUUCGUUUGAUGAGUCAUGUGCUGAUUGUACAAGUACAAUAAUGAGUGUCAGAGAUGGUUUGUAUGGUAAAGUAAUGGACAAAGAUGACAACAAUGUUACUGAGAGAGCCAUAUGUGGAAUAGCAGCUCUUGUUGCUGUUGCAGCUAAACAACAGGAUGACCCUUUUCUUGCUGACAAAUUCUUGCGUUGCUUGCCACUUACAACAAGAUAUAAUAAGAAACCGGCAAUUAAGAAAGUGGUGUUGGGAGUGUUGGUGGUAGCUAUCCUUGCAUUACUGAUUAUUGGUUUCCUCAUAAAAUGUGUAUCAAAGAAGAAGCCAAUAAAGCAUGUUCAACUGAAACAAAUAGCUACAUGGUCAGGACUAUACUGGUUCACAAAAACAGAAAUUGAAAAUGCAAUGAAUUAUGAAAAUGAAAAGAUAAACCUUGGACGUGGGAGUGCUGGUGAAGUGUUUAGAGGUGUUCUGCCAAGUGGUCAAGUUGUGGCUAUCAAGCAUUUGACUAAGAGUAACACUUCUAGUUCUGAUUCUUUCACGCGAGAACUCGCUGGUCUUUCAAGGCUUCGUCAUCCCAACUUGGUUUGCUUGUUCGGUUGUUGUAUGGAAGAUGGUGAGAGAUAUUUGGUUUAUGAAUUUUGUGCUAGUGGAAAUCUCGCUCAACAUCUCUUGAGAAGAGAUAGCCAUUUGACAUGGGAAGCAAGAGUGAGGAUAUUGAGAGAAUGUUCAUUUGCGCUCAAGUAUCUCCAUCAUCACAUAGAGGGUUGUGUUGUCCAUAGAGAUAUCAAGCUUACAAACAUUCUUUUGACUGAGAAAUACGAAGCCAAAUUGUCUGAUUUUGGAUUGUCAAAGAUGAUGGGGAUGGAAGAGAGCAAGGUUUUUACAGAUGUUAGAGGAACCAUAGGUUACAUGGAUCCAGAGUACAUGAGUAAUGCCAAGCUAACAUGUGCAAGUGAUGUAUACAGUUUUGGUAUUGUUGCUUUGCAAAUUUUGUCAGGACAGAAAGUUAUAGAAUUGGAUCUUGAUGCCAGAGAUCAACUCACCAGAAAGGCAAGAGAUGUGAGUAUGGGAAAACGUCCACUGUCGGAUUUUGUAGACUCGCGGCUAAAGGGACAAGUUGAUAAGGCAGAUUUUGGAGCCAUUUUACAGAUUGCAGUACUUUGUGUUGCCAAAUCAAGCACAGGUCGGCCAUCCAUCGAGGUUGUUUUUGACGAAUUGGACAAGGUCUACAGAGACAUGGAGGCACGCAAGAAAGCGACCCCAACAACAUCAACCUCUAGCUCUAAUUGACUCCUCUAUGAAGUGCUCAUAUAUGUGUGUAUGCUUAAAAGUGAAAAAGUGAACCAGAAAGUUAGAAAAUGAAUAUGUACAUUAAGGUAUAUAUAAAUAUUAUUUUCAACAUAGAACGGCCAUCAUUGUCGUUAAAAGUCGCAUUAAAUCAUAACUUCUAAAUACA